AUGGCGGAAGCCCAAAGUCGCCAAAAGAGUUAUGCAGAUACAAGGAGAAGAGACUUAUCAUUUGAGUUAGGUGAUUGGGUUUACCUUAAAGUCUCUCCGAUGAAGGGGGUUAAGCGCUUUGGCAAGAAGGGAAAGCUUAGUCCGAGGUAUGUUGGCCCUUUCCAGAUUAUAGAGAAAGUUGGGCUAGUUGCUUAUAGAGUUGCCUUGCCAGACUAUUUUAGGGAUGUCCAUGAUGUGUUCCAUGUGUCGUCUUUGAAGAAGAGUUGGGGACAACUAGAGCCGUGUUUUGUUGACCCUGAACACAUUGAACUUCAGCCUAAUCUUUCUUAUGAAGUUGCCCCGACUCAGAUUGUGGAUUGGAAAGAGCAAAGGUUAAGGUCUAAGACAAUACCUUUGGUGAAGGUGUCAUGGGGCGAUCCGAUGGCUCAGGAUUUCUCUUGUGAGAGAGAAGCUGACAUGAGAGAGCAGUACCCGUAUUUGUUCGAUUGA
Messenger RNA from Juglans regia (Persian walnut), 489 nucleotides. RefSeq lists its product as uncharacterized. The record is from RefSeq and is a predicted model, not a curated record. Lineage: Eukaryota; Viridiplantae; Streptophyta; Magnoliopsida; Fagales; Juglandaceae. The transcript has a single exon. The coding region runs from base 1 to 489 and encodes 162 amino acids.